AUGCCUCGCCGCCUCCACCUUCCUCGUCAUACAGCACCUCGAGCGCAGAUGCGCUUUGUGGGGCUCAAGUUCCUGGAGCUGGCGCCGCAGGCGCACCACGCUUUGGCAGAAGUGGUCCUGGCAGCUAUGGCGGGAAUCCUCCAGGAGGUGGCAGCGCCUACACUCGGCGCUGAGAGGGGCAGGGGCGAAGUCAUCCAGCCCAGAGGCACCGAUCCAUUUCUCUUCACAACGCGGGACUUUCUGAACGACCGGAACACUGUGCGAGGCAUUGUGAAGGCAGGGACACUGAUCCAGCAGAACAAGGUGCAGGAAGCUCAGGCUUGGUACUCGCUGAUCUCUGACCUGGGCCCGGACCCCAUCAUUUCGGGUGCGCUGGUGCGCGCAUGGGCAGAGGCUGGGGACAUCCAGCGCGCUCUGAGCUGCUGGGAGGAUGCAGCCUUUGAGUGCCUGGAGGGCGCGGAGGCGUUGCUGUACGGCUGGGGAAGGCUCGCAGACAACCAAGCUGCGGAGAGCUUUGUGUUGGAACACCUCACAAGGUGCUCGGCGCCCGCCCUGGCGGGGUUCUUGCUCGGCUGCGGGGAGCAGGGCCACAUCCAGAGCGCCAGGAGCUGGUUGGUCUUCCUGGAGCAGAUUGGCCGCCCGCCCACAGGCGCUUCCUAUGUGCAGUUCCUGUGGGGCUGCGUUUCAGGCUCACAACCUGCCUUGGCAGUCGCCUGGUGGCAAGAUAUGGAGCAGCGCAACCUGCCGCGCGCCCGUGAGCACUACGAGGCGAUGAUCCAAGUCCAUGCCGGCGUCCAAGAUUGGGAAGCGACUCAGCAGUGGUUCGAGCGCCUCUGUGACAAGGGCCUCCUCCCCGAGGAAAGCACCUACACGGCGAUGAUCCAGGCGUGCCCCAGCGCAGACCUGGGCGAAGAGCUGCUGCAUCGGAUGCGCGCAGACUACAUGGAGCCGGGCGCCCGCGCCUACACUGCCAUCAUCUCCGUGUGCAAGCUGCCAGAUGCAGCGGUCUCCUGGCUUCGCGAAGCGCAAAGCCUGGGACAUGCGGGGCUGGACACCUUCACUGCUGCUGCUGCUGCGUUGGUGAGAGCACGGCGCCAUGAGGAGGCGCAGCAGCUGCUGGAGGAGUCCUGGCGUCUCAGCAUGCCGCCAACUGCCAUCACCUACAACACGCUGCUGUCGAGUUGUAGAAAGACUGGUGACAAUGACAGCAUAGCUUUCUGGCUGUCAAAGCGGAAGGAAGCAGAUCUGCCUCCUGAUCUGGUAACCUUCAACAACAUGGUGGACAUCCAUGCGCGCAAGGGCCAGGUGGUCGAAGCGGUGAAGUGGCUCGAGAGGCUCAAGGAAGCAGGGUUUUCUCCGAACGAGCGCUCCUACUCGCCAGUGGUGCUCGCCUUUGCUCGCAAAGGAGACACCCAGGGCGCGGGGAUGUGGUGCAGGCGAAUGCUGCAAGAUGAUGUCUUUCCAAACGCUGUGGCGUUUGCGGCUUUGAUUGACGCGUUUGUGGUCCAGCGUGACGCCAAAGGUGCGGACACGCUGCUAUCUAGGUUAAUGAAGCAAAGCCCGGACCGUUUGGAUGCUCGGAGUGUGAACGACGUGGUGCGGCUGUGCAGCCGCCAAGGCGAGCAUCAGCUGGCCCUGAAGUGGUUUGAGCGGGUCUGGCGCCGGAGCCAUUGCACCGGCGCGGACGCCUCAGCGGCGGUGUGCAGCUACGCCGCAGUUGGACAAGCGGCCAAAGCAGCCGAAGUCGUGAGGAUUAUGGAAGAGGAAGGGCUGGCAGUGAAGGUCCGGGCCUUCUCGAACCUGGCAAAGGCUUGGGCUGCCAGCGGCAGGAUCGUUCUGGCAGUGUCCACCAUCAGCAAGAUGUACAAAGCAGGCCACAGGUGCGCGGCGCAGACCUGGGCCACUGUGCUGGCGGCCGCGUCGAGGCGUGGCGAGGCGGAGCUUCUUCUCUUCAGCCUGGCCCACCAUGGGGAAAGCAUCCCAGGCCGGCCGGCCUGGGAAGCACUCUGCUCGACCUUGGGCCGGAACCGCUUGGAGCGAAGGCGCAAGAAGCUGCUACUCACCGUGGGUCGUUUGCCUGUGGACAUUGAGGAUGAGGAGCAGCCGCAAAAGACGCCCUGGGCGGAGCUGGAAGAGUGGGCAGCUGGCAGGGCCACCUUAGGCUUUGUCAUGGAGGAGGAGGAGGAGGAGGAGGAGGAGGAGGAGGAGGAGGAGACGCUGCAGGCAAAGGUGCGCAGUCUGGAGCAGCGCGAGCUGCGGAGGAUUCGCCAAGGUGCCAUUCUGCAGCGAAAGCUGGAGGAUGCUGAAGCUCGGCGCCGGGAAUUACUGGGAGAGGCGCAGGAGGCCCUCCAGGAGCGCAGGAAGCAAGAAGCGAAGCGGGAGCGCCAGGCAGUCCAAGAACUGGAGCAGGAGCUGCACAAGCGGCUGGAAGACUUGCAGAGCAAAGAACGGCGCUUGGAGCAGGACUUGCGCGUGGAGCAGAAGAAGAGGAAGACCCUGGAAGCUGAGGUACACUACUGGAAGAGUUGCGGGCAAAUCUUGCUGCGACGAGAUCAAGCUGGAGGGAAAGACCUGGCGAGCGGUCAGGACACCAAGGCCACGGAAAUGCAGGCAAUGGAGCUGCAAGCGGCGGAGCUGCGCAGUCGCAUCAAGGAGGUGGAGCGCAUCAGCGCUUUGGGGCGCGCCCAGGAGGUGGACCUCGCGGCCAGGAGCCAAACUUUGGCGCACAGCUUAGGCCUGGCGGAGUCCGCGGCGAAGGCGUCCAAGGUGAAGGUUGCCGCCCUAAGAGCUGAGCUGCUGCAGGUGGAAAGUUCAAAGCCAUGCCCAAGUCUAGAGGAGGUGGAAGAGGGCCUGGGCGAGGAAGAAGUGGAUUACUGGAGGAGAAAGGUGGAGGAGAAAACUUUGGAGGUGGAACGCCUGGGUCACGAGCGGGUCCGACUGAAGACGGCCUUGCAAUCCAACCACCAGGAUGUCGCAGAGUUCCUCUCAACAAGGAGCUGCGGCACGCUGGACGAGAUGAUCUCCUGGUUCACUACAUCUCUCUUCAAGUCCGCUCUGAUGCGCCGCGCCUUUUGCGCGCACCUGGUGCUUCUGUACGGCUGGAUCGCUUUUCUUCUUGGAUGGAUUUCUUCUAGGUCACAUUAG
This is a messenger RNA of Effrenium voratum, 3144 nucleotides long. Lineage: Eukaryota; Dinophyceae; Suessiales; Symbiodiniaceae. The record is from the annotation of a GenBank genome assembly.